GGAGGCUCCGCCCUCGGUGCUCAGGUGCGUGUGUCUGUCUGAGGAGCAUUGCGGAGCUGCAGGGAGAGCAGAGGGGAGACGGUCAUGUCAGACAGCGGGAACGCACAGUCGCAGGACGGAGGAUCGAGCCGGGUGACAAGCCCGAGCGUGGGCAACAAAGUGACCGUGGUGCUUGGAGCGCAGUGGGGCGAUGAAGGGAAAGGAAAGGUGGUGGACCUGCUGGCCCAGGACGCUGACAUGGUCUGCAGAUGUCAGGGAGGCAACAAUGCAGGACACACAGUUGUGGUUGAUUCAGUGGAAUAUGACUUCCACCUUCUACCCAGUGGAAUUAUUAACCAUAAGGUCACUGCCUUCAUCGGUAAUGGUGUAGUCAUUCACCUGCCGGGUCUCUUCGAGGAGGCUGAGAAGAAUGAACGGAAAGGAAAAGGUCUGGAAGGCUGGGAGAACAGGCUCAUCAUCUCUGACCGUGCACACAUUGUGUUUGAUUUCCAUCAAGCUGUGGAUGGAGUCCAGGAACAGGAGAGGCAACAGCAAGCUGGCAAAAAUUUAGGAACAACUAAAAAAGGAAUCGGGCCCGUGUACUCUGCCAAAGCAGCUCGCAGUGGCCUGAGGAUAUGUGACCUUCUGGCUGACUUUCAGGAGUUCUCAGAGAGAUUUAAACAUUUGGCCUCACAGUAUAAGUCUAUGUACCCAUCACUGGAGAUUGAUGUGGAUGGGGAACUUGAGAAACUCAAGACUUAUGUAGACAGGAUAAAGCCCAUGGUGAGAGACGGAGUCUUUUUCAUGUAUGAGGCGCUACAUGGGCCUUCAAAAAAGAUUCUGGUGGAAGGUGCUAAUGCUGCCUUGCUGGACAUAGACUUUGGGACAUAUCCGUUCGUGACUUCCUCAAACUGCACUGUGGGAGGGGUGUGUACGGGUCUGGGCAUGCCGCCCCAGAAUGUGGGUGAAGUCUAUGGAGUUGUCAAAGCCUACACCACGAGAGUUGGGAUUGGAGCUUUCCCUACAGAACAGAACAACGACAUUGGAGAGCUCUUGCAGACAAGAGGCAAGGAAGUGGGCGUGACCACAGGUCGCAAAAGGAGAUGUGGUUGGCUGGAUCUGGUGCUUAUCAAAUACGCCCACAUGAUUAAUGGCUUCACAGCCUUAGCUCUCACCAAACUUGACAUCUUAGAUAUGCUUUCUGAGAUCAAAGUUGGUGUGGCAUACAAAGUAGAUGGUGAAAUCAUCCCACAUUUUCCAGCAAACCAAGAGGUACUACAGAAGGUUGAAGUGCAGUACGAGACUCUGCCAGGCUGGAAAACAGACACGUCUGCUGCCAGAACCUUUGAAGAGCUUCCAGAAAAUGCACAGAAAUACGUCUGCUACAUUGAAGAUCGCUUGGCUGUGCCUGUAAAGUGGAUUGGUGUUGGGAAGUCGCGGGAAUCAAUGAUCCAGCUCUUUUAAGAGGAUGCUCGGCCUGCAUGUAGCACUGGCUGGAUUACGCUCUGGACUCGGGGACGGAAAGUUGCCUCAUUUGUUUCUUUUCCCACCUCACUUGCGUUUUUUCAUGACAAGAGCAUCAUUUUGUGUCACUCAGAUCAUCCUACAGCCCUCUGAAAUGGAGUAUUUGUCAUAAAAUGAAAUUCCUGUGGUAAAUCAUAAAGGGCUUUUCAACUAUAGUUAUUUUUUUUUAAAUCAUUUAACCGUUUCUCAUCUGCUUUACAUCAUUCUUCUCUGGUAUUUUGAGCUCUCAUAAGCUCAGUAUCUUGAGUCCAUAUGCUGUACAUGUGCUACUACUUCAAACAGGCAUCAGUAGUGAUGUAUAUUGUUGUUAGAUAUCAAUUUUUCACACAGACCGGGUACUUAUACAUGUUAUAUUUAAUGUUCUUUGUUUGUUUUAUCAUACAAGAAUCAAAGGUUAUGCAAUGUGUAUUACCACACUUUGUCCUUGUUUUAAAUGGACUAUGAUUGACUUACUCGAGUCAACUUCAUUUAAACAUACAGUUUUUAAAAGACAAUUGAAGUGUUUCUUUACCAGAUGCAUAAAAACUCAUGUUAUUCAGUAUUCAGUGAUUCUGAAUACGAAUUAUGUACAAUACAGCCUCAAAAUGUAAUACAAUUACAGUGAGUGUUUUCUGUUUUUCCAAAAAUAGAAGUAAAACAGUUUAUGGAAGCAUCUUUAAAUUUGAAUCAAUGUAAUUUGCUCAAAAAAAAAAAAAAAGUAUAUAAUUCAAAUGUGCCUCAAGAAGCAUAUACUAUUAUACAGGCCAGGGUUUUUAUUCCAUUGAAUGUAUGUAAACAUUUGCACAGUUCACAGAUGUUUAUUGUUCAACUGUACAACUUCAUGCCACAGGCAUAUUAAAGCCACUUUAAUGAUCAGUAAUGAGAUAUCAAUAAACUUGCCUUUCAAUAUAGAUUGUCAAAGUAUAGAUCCUUAAGACGUUUAUGUGAAUUCAGACGCCACCUCAGGAUGUACAACUGCUUUUCUGACUUCCAGUAGUACAUUUACAGAAUUCACAUGUUAGAAAUGAUCUAAACAGAGCUUGCCUGUUUAAAUAUGACUGGGUUGUUUCAGAAACCCAGAAUUGCUUCUUCUGUUUUGUCUCAGUAUUGCACCUUCCAAUAAAUACGUAAUAUAGCAUAAAGUGUGCCUUGUUAAUACAGAUGAACAAUGAAACUUGAAAACGAAUCCUUCAUCUGAUUGAGCUUUUAUGGAUUUUAAUUGAGAAACCUCUUUUAGCUUUUUCGAGGGCAUUAGUGUCAUUGCCAUUUGCCAAAAGUGUACAUGCAUCCAAAGAAGUAUCUUAAUGGAUAAAUCAAUGCUGUGAUAUAAAGAGCCUUUGUAAAUGACCCAGAAUGAUAACUCUUUUUCAGAUUGAUGAUGGUGUGAUGCUUUGCAUUUUCUGUUGCUCACAGCUGCUGAAUAAAUGGUGUAACCUGUU
Onychostoma macrolepis is the source of this 2921-nucleotide messenger RNA. RefSeq names its product adenylosuccinate synthase 2 (gene adss2). Gene Ontology annotation, molecular function: GTP binding; adenylosuccinate synthase activity. The coding region runs from base 85 to 1443 and encodes 452 amino acids. NCBI's taxonomy places the organism in Eukaryota, Metazoa, Chordata, Actinopteri, Cypriniformes, Cyprinidae. The record is from RefSeq and is a predicted model, not a curated record. Gene Ontology annotation, biological process: 'de novo' AMP biosynthetic process; IMP metabolic process. Gene Ontology annotation, cellular component: cytoplasm. The transcript has 13 exons.